AUGGAAUUAGACCCUAAACCUCCUAAAAAAAACAAAAAAACAACUAAAAUGGAAUAUAGAUAUUUAGGGCAUAGCGGGCUUAAAGUAUCGGUUCUUUCUCUUGGUGGGUGGGUAACUUUUGGUGGCCAAGUUUCUCCUGAAAUUACAAGAGAAUGUAUGCAAGUAGCGUUUGAUAAUGGAAUAAAUUAUUUUGAUACAGCCGAGGUAUAUGCCGGUGGGAAAUCUGAAUUAGAUAUGGGUAAUGCAAUCAAAAUGUUGAAUUGGAAACGUUCAGAUUUUGUAAUAUCAACAAAAAUAUUUUGGGGUGGAAAAGGCCCUAAUGAUAGAGGGUUAUCUAGGAAACAUAUUGUCGAAGGGUUGAAUGCUUCUUUAAAAAGAUUAAGUUUAUGUUAUGUAGAUAUAGUAUUUGCACAUCGACCAGAUCCUGAUACUGUAAGUUGA
Messenger RNA from Entrophospora candida, 441 nucleotides. Lineage: Eukaryota; Fungi; Glomeromycota; Glomeromycetes; Entrophosporales; Entrophosporaceae. The record is from the annotation of a GenBank genome assembly.